Purpureocillium takamizusanense is the source of this 534-nucleotide messenger RNA. RefSeq lists its product as uncharacterized. NCBI's taxonomy places the organism in Eukaryota, Fungi, Ascomycota, Sordariomycetes, Hypocreales, Ophiocordycipitaceae. The transcript has a single exon. Bases 232 to 534 code for a protein of 100 amino acids. The record is from RefSeq and is a predicted model, not a curated record.
CCACGACAAAAUGCCGACGAGCAUACUACGCCCGCCGUGUGCGACAAGAGAGAGAGAGAGAGAGCGCCGCUCUGCUGCACGAUAGUGAUGGUCGCAAACAAAGACAAAAGCCCGAGGACAAAGUGCUUGCUGUGACAACAAAAUAGCCUGAGACGGGACUGCCGGACUACCUGUUGUCCCACGGUCUGCCCGUAGCCCGGAUGCUCUCACUCGACGGGGACAGGGACCUCAAUGGACAGUGGCCCCCGUGGCGUGACCCAAACACUUGCACCGUUGCACGGAAGCCAGCUCUGCAACCGAGCUCACCAUCGGUGGAACGAUGUCGUGCUGCAUCCCCCUCACCUCGAGUUCUGUUACGUGCCCGGCUCGUCGACCAGCAGCAAGCGGAUAACCAAGGCAUUAUUCUUCAAGGUCAUCAUCCAACAAGUGGUCCCAGAAUUGGGAUGCAAGCAGCUUGUACGUAAGAAUAGGUCGCGAGGUAGAGGGAAAAAAAAUAAAAAAAUCGCAAUCCAUCACAUGGCCCGGCGGCAAUAA